AUGAAUGCUCGCGAAGCACAAGAUCAGUUUGAACGUGGUAUAGAUGCUGAAGCUUUUGAUAGACUUGAACUUAUUUCAAAAACUAUUACUGUUUUAAAAGAUUUUAAAUCGAGUGUUGCUGCUUUGCAACAACAUGUUACACCGCAACAAUCCUCCUCCUCAUCACCAUCAUCACUUGCGCCAAAUAUUUCAGAGCCAAAAUCUACUACUAAGAGAGAUUCAUCAUCUAAAUAUGAAACUUCACGAAAAUCCAUAAAAACUAAUGUUGAGGAUACCCCUACGAUCACCAGUGAAGUAUAUUCUGUAAAUCAACAAUCAUCCAUUUACACACAAUCUGGUGUUCCGCUUCAAAAUACUCCUAGAACGCAUUCACAUGCCCAAUUGGAUCCAAAUUUAAUAAAAAGCUUAGACGAGAUCUUUGUCACAUUUUUACAAAAUAUUUGCUCAAAUUUGGAUGCCAGAGAUUCCAAAGGAGAACCAAUGUAA
This is a messenger RNA of Entrophospora sp. SA101, 486 nucleotides long. The record is from the annotation of a GenBank genome assembly. Lineage: Eukaryota; Fungi; Glomeromycota; Glomeromycetes; Entrophosporales; Entrophosporaceae.